AUGCUGUUGAUGGUCGGAAGACUGACCUCUCGGCCUUUGGAGGACAAUGUACUGUAUCAGCUGAUGGACACCGAAACGCUACCUGAUGCUAAGAAUGGUUUUACACGAAGAUUUCUGGGAUUUUAUGUGUAUAUAUCAAACACAACAAGCAUUGAAGAUGGUCACUUAUGUUUUCACGACACAAACUACACCAGAUCCACAAUACCAGCUGUCGUCAACUUAACCUGUCCUGUACAUGGGCAAUACGUCAUUUAUUUCAACAAAAGACCCCAGGAAUCAACAAAUGCACGUAACUUUUCUCCAGAUGCACACACUGAUUUGUGUGAAGUGGAAGUAUACGCCUGUCCGGAGGGAACUUUUGGAAAUUACUGUAAACAGAAUUGUAGCGUCAACUGCGGCGUACCAAAAACUUGUAAGAGGACAACUGGAGAAUGUGAAGGAGGAUGUCAGCCGGGCUGGGAGGGACGUCAAUGCGAUCAGAGUAAAAUCCGUAUGCACCUUCAGCUAUUUGUUCGAGACUCCUCACAGCAAUUGUCCCCAAAGUUUAUCGCAGGUUGUAGCUCGGACACAUACGGGUUUGACUGCUUAAACAACUGUAGCAAGAGCUGUAUUAAUAAUACGUGUGACUCUGUCACUGGAUAUUGUCCAAAGACUUACGCUAAUAAUACACUUGGCUCCGUCAUUGGAGGGAUCUGUGGACUUGUCAUUGCUGUUAUCGUUGUAGCUGUUCUGAUUCUGGUUCUAAGAAGGCGCAGUCUACAAGAAGUCGGAAGUGGACAAAUUGGAGGAACAAAGCAUUACAAAAUGGGAAUUGGUGGUGCAGAAUCUACUUCUACUAAUUCAAAACCUCAGUCCUCAACCGAACAUCAAAGAAGUAAACAUAGAGAUAUUGGAAAUCCUAUACACACUAGACGCAAGACGAAGGGUCAUGAUAUUGAUGUCGAUGAAGAUGAGUUGUUACACUUGGAAAAUCCCUAUCGAGACUUUUAUGCAAAUGAAACGACAAUGCUGGACAUACCUCUUAAUCAACUGGAGUCGGUUAUAGCUGAGAAAAGAAAGGAUGGAGAUGCCGGAUUUCAAAAAGAAUAUGCGGCAUUACCAUACGGGGAACUAUUCAAGUGUGAAGCCGGAAAAAGAAAGGAAAAUCUUGAUAAAAAUAGAUAUAAAGCUACAUUUCCCUAUGAUCAUUCAAGGGUAAUAUUGAGAACGAAAUCAGGAUCCGACUACAUCAAUGCAAACUAUAUCGAGGGCCCAGUGAGUGUAAGAGAGUAUAUCGCAGCACAAGGACCAAAGCAGAAUACACUUGACGAUUUUUGGACGAUGAUUUGGCAAGAAAAUGUGUUCUCCAUUGUCAUGUUGACAAACCUGAGAGAAGGACCCUGGAUAAAGUGCCAUCAGUAUUGGCCAGAUGUAGAUAAGAAUGCAAACUAUGGUAAUAUUUUCGUACAAUUGAUGGAGCAAAAAGAGUACGCAUUCUUUAUUGUACGCAGAAUGACUGCAAGACACGAUGAAUCAAAGGAAUCACGGACGGUGACUCAAUACCAUUACACGGCGUGGCCAGACCAUGGAACACCGGAUCCCCUUUGUCUUGUUGUCUUUCUUGAUCACGUGACGAGAACAGGAACCAAUCAGAAUAACUCUCCAACAAUUGUACACUGCAGUGCAGGAAUAGGUAGAACGGGGACAUAUAUAGCGUUGGACGCUCUGGAACGAAAAGGGCGAAAGAGAAAGAAAGUUAACGUAGCAGAAUAUGUCAAAAAGAUGAGAGAAAACAGGAUGAAUAUGGUCCAAACCUACGAACAGUACAUGACGAUUUUUCUGGCUUUGAAUGAAAUAUUUAAGUCACCAGUUAACAUCAAUACUAUCGAAGACUUUGCAAAAAAGGUCGAAACAAUGAAGACAGAUAAACCAGCCAAUCGGAGUUUUUUACGAAAAGAAUUUCAGCUUUUGAUGAAGAUGCGACCAGUAUACACUGACACUGACUUUAUGAUUGCCAAAGAAAUUUGUAAGGUCGGACAUUUCACAGGUGUAUUGCCUUUGGAUAAAUGCAGUGUUCAUCUCUCAGCCCCUGUUCCGAAUCGAGGAAGUUUCAUCAAUGCAAUAUAUUCAUUCAUCAACAAUAAGGCGUUUAUUGUAACGCACUAUCCGCAAGCAGAGGACACUGUUGACUUCCUGCGCCUGGUCAGUGAGCAAGAGUCGAACACUGUCAUCUGUUUGGAUCCACUGAGUGGGAUUGAAUCGAGUAAAAAGUCUCACACAGUGACUGUUAUAGAACCAAGGUUUAGCAUCAACUUUUCCGGAACUCCUCUAGAUACUUCUCAGCUUCGAAGCCUGGUUUCUGUUGCUCUUAGUGUGGAUAGAGAAAAUCCUGUCAUCGUUGUCAGCAGUGAUGGAGCUACCAUUUGUGGUGCCUUUUGUGCAGUUCAUAACGUGAUUCAACAAAUAAACAUGGAUACAAACGUGGACGUUUUUACUUCAGUAAGACAACUUCAAAUUCGAAGACCUGAAUUCUGCUCCAGUAUUGAAGAAUACAGAUUGGUCAUCAAGGCUGUGUAUGACCACAUACAGAGAGGCACUGAAAACAUAUACUUCAAUCAAUAAAAGUGUAUUUCAACAGAGGCUUGAAUUAAUACUGUAAUGCUCACAACUGUGGACAUAUGAAUGCAUAAAUAUAUAGAAAGAAUUGUUUGUGUCGUACUUAGCACAUGUUACAAUACAGGGCUUGUAUCAGCUGUUUGUCAAAUGACUUGUAUUUAAUAGAUACUGUAGAUUCCUAAAUAUACGAGAGGAAUUAAUUAUUGCGUAAUUCCGCCAAAUAAAAUAUCUCGCUUUUAUUUUUAAGGUGAUGAAAUCAAUAUAA
Messenger RNA from Saccostrea echinata, 2860 nucleotides. Its product is annotated as receptor-type tyrosine-protein phosphatase epsilon-like. Gene Ontology annotation, biological process: protein dephosphorylation. The transcript is spliced from 22 exons. Gene Ontology annotation, molecular function: protein tyrosine phosphatase activity. The record is from RefSeq and is a predicted model, not a curated record. Bases 1 to 2601 code for a protein of 866 amino acids. Lineage: Eukaryota; Metazoa; Mollusca; Bivalvia; Ostreida; Ostreidae.